AUGGACACUCCUGAUCACAAACAAACCAUGAACAAAUGCAUCGCGUUCGUUCGAAACUACCUGACAAUGGGGUACGGCGCCGCCUUCGCUGACGGGCUGCUCAACGAUCUCACAUUGACCACCGAGUCCAGCCAGCGCAAUCGUCAGAUCCGACACGGAGAGCGAGUCUUCGAAUCGGACCCGCGAUCCACGCCUCGCGACGCUUCAACCGGCACAAAACGCCACAGGGUAGCGGAUAUCAUCAGCAUGCACCAGAAUGUGCACGAUGAUGUUCAUUCUGCAGUGCGACAACGGUGCGAGGUCGUGGAUCCCGCCACGACGCCACGACUCGCACAUAAGUCUGGCCAUCGCCGCAAGACACCGCUUCUCUUUGUGAGGAAGCAGAAAGCUCCUAAGCGGCGGAUGUCCCAACAAUGUAUGCGAUGUGGCGUCACAUGCUUCAAAAGCUUGAGGCCCACCCCAGAAGACACGCUGCCUUGGCGCGAACAACUGGUAAAUCGCCAAACACUCACCCCCUGCCACAAUAGGCUGACCUGGGUCCAACAGAACGCCGCACAAGCACAGGCUGUCCUUCAGAAUGUGGCGACAUGGAUGCCGCCACAAUCCCAUAGCUACCGGCAGCCUCUUGAAGACCGAAUGAACAUUCCCGAUGCCAUGUUCAUAUCGGAAAGGGACGAAGAGAUGGCAGAUAACUUCGCCCCAGAUGCAAGCUCAUCUGUCCACUAUACCCCGGCCAUGAGCGCCGACUACUCUGCUCAACGCACGCCCGAGCCCUUCCCCAUGCCAGACGUCCACCAGUCUACAGUCGCGAGCACCAGCAUGGUCCCGCAAGUAGCCAUCGCGGCCGAACCCGUCGACCUCCUGAUGCAUGAAGCAGCAACUGUCGAUCUAACGCAGGAAAGCGCAUUCGACCUGUCAUCGAUCAAUGGGCUUGACGUCCAGAUGCCCGCCUUGUCAUCGGCACUGACUCUUGCGAUCGAAGACGACCAUGCGAUGGAGGAGCCGACUGGACAUGAGAUUGCCGACGAACUAGAAAAUGCCAGUGAAAUGGCGCUCGGAGAGACAAUGAGAGACAGCGAGGACGAGGAACAGGCCAACGUCGACAUCAGCGCAGCCAGCGCCGAUGUACGCGCUGAUGUACCGAUAAUAGAAUAUGUACGAGAGGAGGAUGUCCAAGACAUAAUCCUCAAAGCCGUCGAAGAUGCUAAACGCAUCCAGGACGCCCUACGCACCUACCUUGCCCCCUCCGUCGACGAGAUCGACGACCAGUUGGACGUCGGGCUGCCGCCCCUCGGAUUCACUGAUCUGGGGCUUAUGCCCAUGGUUAUGCCCUUUGAACUUGACGACUACGAGGACAUAUUGGCACCACCACCCACGUACGCGCCAGGUGUAUCGGCUCUCGUGGACAGGUCGAAGCCACUCAAGACAAGGGCAUCCAGGUUCGCCAAUACGCCAUACCAGACACGUUCGAUCGCACAUGCAUCACAGUCCGUGUCGAUCGCAUCUACAUUAUUGGACACCGAGACGGGCGAGUCAGGCCCUUCGUCGGCAUCCUUCAAUGCCUGGGGCGACAGGAACGAGGGGUGGUUGGGAGGCGCUAGCACACAGCUAGAGGCGGCACAGGGGAGCGAGGAGCGACGGGCAGCUAGGACGCAGGAACUAGCAGAGCAGCAGAAGGCUAGGAAGUUCGCCAACCUUAGAGGUCGGAAGACGGCAUGGGAAGUGACAGAGGAUGCUGAUAGGCAGGAUGCUGAGAAACGGGAGGCUGAGAGACGGAAGGCUGAGACGGCGAUGCGCGCAAUGGAGCAACCGAUUGUAGAACUGCACAGGCCCACAUCCUCAGCGGCCUCACAUAGCCAAGCCCCGAGGUCGCUUUCAUCCGUCCCUGGCCCCAGUGCCAUGACAGCCGAGGAGAUGGCCCACCAGACGCCAGACGACCUAGAUGAUGGCGCAGCCAGCGGGCCCUCGGUGGACGACCUGUGCAGCCAGUUCGAACAGCUGUAG
This is a messenger RNA of Postia placenta MAD-698-R-SB12, 2004 nucleotides long. RefSeq lists its product as hypothetical. The transcript has 4 exons. Bases 1 to 2004 code for a protein of 667 amino acids. The record is from RefSeq and is a predicted model, not a curated record. NCBI's taxonomy places the organism in Eukaryota, Fungi, Basidiomycota, Agaricomycetes, Polyporales, Adustoporiaceae.